This is a messenger RNA of Chara braunii, 2120 nucleotides long. The record is from the annotation of a GenBank genome assembly. NCBI's taxonomy places the organism in Eukaryota, Viridiplantae, Streptophyta, Charophyceae, Charales, Characeae.
GGGUCGUUCUGAACAGUCGGGCGGGUCUUUGGGCCAAUUUGGUUCGCAGUCAACUGGUUCCGCGAAGUACUUUCGUUUGUUCCUGACUACUGCUUGCAAGGAGAGAGUGCGCCUUUUACAAUUUGCGAUGAAAGAAGUGAGCGACAAGUCUGGGGUUAUGAGCGAUGUCGUCGACCGACUGUUGCAUUGGUCAUUGCCAGUCAUCCGGUCUGAGUUCGGGGACGGUGUGGCGUCGAGGAUCGAGAGAACACUAUCGGCCGGCAGCCGUGCAGAUGUGUUUCGUCUCGGAGUAGGAGGGGAUGAUUCGACAGCGGACGGUAAGGAUGAUGGCGAGCGUGAGGGUGAAGGGAGCGGUGGAGGCAAUGGUGGGUCAUUUUGUAGGUCGGAUGAUUCACGAUCGCGUUCAGGGCACGGGUCACGGCGUGGCCGCAGAUCGCGCGGGCGGCCACCAAGCCGUGGCAGGUCGCGUUCGCGUUUCGAACAUGUACGUCCUUUGUGCUGGGACGAUUCGAAGGAUGGUGCUCUGCAAACUGGACCUUGCAAGAAUCGGUCUGCACAUGUGUUGGAAUCGAUGGGGCUCUGGGAAGGCUCGAAAGCGCCUGAUAUCGUCUUCGUGGAGCCGGUGAAGCUGCUGCAGUUGCUCGGGUUGUUUGAUUUGAGUUGCCCGCGCCACGGGGGCGGUUGUGCUGUGGAUGUGUCCUAUGUCGGUUAUCCUGGGCAGAUUUGUCGCAUUUCGCUCGCUUGUGAAAAACUUCAGCAUCAGUUGUUCCAUGCGACCGUCACUGCGGGUAUGACAUAUACCGUCCUCAAUGACUUCUGCAUCGCGUUUGGGGUGGCACCUGUGCACAAGCCCACUUUUUACAGUUGCAUGCGUGGUGAGCCGAAUGUGCGUGAGGGUUGGAAUGCAAAGGUUGUCAGGCAAAGCGUGCGGCAUUGCGACUUGGCCAUUGACACGGUUAUGCGAUCAGGGAGACCUGUCACUUUGAUGGUUGACGGUCGCUACGACUCGGCCAUGUCUGCGCAGCAUUGCAUCACCGCGAUGGAGUGUGAUACUCGUCUUGUGGUGGGUGUUCACACUCUUCGGCCAAAAAAUGAGGGAAAGGCGUUGAACCAACAUGAGGUUCCUGCUGUUGUGCGCCUGUUGAGAGGCCUGCUGUCGAGGGGGUUGAAGAUCCGGUGUGUUGUCUCCGACGAUUGUGCUGCAUUGGGUCCACAGUUGGAGCGCCUGGGUAUUGAAUGGCAGAAGGAUUGCCAUCAUAAGGUAAAAAACAUUCGCAAGACACUUAGAAAAGUUGUGACACUGAAGGUGCCAAAGAAAUUGAGCAACCCUCAUCAGUGCGUGUCGGAAUCUCAGUUUAUGCAAUUCACGAAGGAGUUGUUGGAUGCCUUGGCGGACCAUUAUGGACCAGGGUCUUUGACGACAAAAGAAGAACGAUUGAAGAAGAGCGACUUCGUUGCUCUUGUGAUGAGCAAAAUGUACCCGUACGGCACGAUGAAAAACAACAAAUCCUUGGUCGUGGAUGCAGAUGGUGUGACCGAGUUUCAUAUGCAUGAGGUGGGGCAUUGGUUUCUUCGUGCUUCCCAGCUUUGCAGAGAUGAGGGCGGUGACUUUGUUACUCUGCACAAUGAUGUCAUGAUGAUUGCUGACCAUUGGGGCGGGGACCACUCCAGGCCUUCUGGGAUUUCGAUUCGUCCAAAGCCGAGCCACUACCGUCACAAUCGGCCACCUACCGAUUUGUGGAUGGAUCGGUUGUCCACGUUCAUCUUCGGUUCAAAAUGUGUUUCAGAUUGGGCUCGACGCCUUCUCGAGUACGACGACUGUGAUGUGUCGGGUGAGGUCGGGUCCUCGAUACCUCCUUUGCCUCGCGAUCUUUUUUGCAGAGGCGAGGAUACCAUUGACCGUGACGAGGACGACGUUGUUUCAAGUGCGGAUCCCGACCUUGUGGGGGAUGACGAUGUUUUCAUCAUUGGCGACGGGGAUGGGUUGCCUGGACCGGCGGAUGCCGUGUCCGAUCGAUCAUGCGAUGCUCUAUUGAACGCAGAUGAUGUCGAGUUGUUCGAGGACUGACAUCAUGUUAUGUCGUAGUAUCUUGUACACGCGACUUUUAUGUUUUUCGGCU